This is a messenger RNA of Nylanderia fulva, 1764 nucleotides long. RefSeq names its product mitochondrial sodium/calcium exchanger protein. NCBI's taxonomy places the organism in Eukaryota, Metazoa, Arthropoda, Insecta, Hymenoptera, Formicidae. The record is from RefSeq and is a predicted model, not a curated record. Gene Ontology annotation, cellular component: membrane. Gene Ontology annotation, biological process: transmembrane transport; monoatomic cation transport; intracellular calcium ion homeostasis. Gene Ontology annotation, molecular function: calcium:sodium antiporter activity.
AUGAGGUCGCAAAUAUCGAGCUCCUUUUUAAGACACGGGCAUCUGCCUAUACGAGAGGAUGAUUGCUCGUACGUUUGGAAAGUUUCCGCCGCGGAACGUUGCGAAUGGGUGAGGAAUACUGAAGACUGCUACUCAGAUUCGAUGAUUCAGUACACGAUAUUGUUGUUUUGCUAUUUCAAAUCCGAAGAGGCAUACCUGUUUAUUAGCGGCUUGGUCCUCGUACUUUUAUUUCUAAUUUAUUUAUUCUUGGUUUUAGGAUCCACGGCAGAUAACUUUUUUUGUCCAGCACUGGCGGUAAUAGCCAGUGUAAUGCAUCUAUCGGAUAACAUAGCUGGGGUGACGAUAUUGGCAUUCGGAAACGGCGCGCCUGACAUCUUCACGUCCCUCGUGUCGAGAGGCGACGGAGCGAUAAUAAUGUUCACCGAAUUAAUCGGAGCGGGUGUCUUCGUGACCUCGAUGAUCGCCGGUUCCGUGGCGAUAAUUAAACCCUUUAAAGUUUCACUCAAAUCUCUCAUGAGAGAUGCCUGUUUUUAUAUCGUUUCCGUGUGCUGGAUUAGUUACGUAGUAUGGGAUGAAAUAGUUUACCUCUGGGAAGCCGUAAGUUUUCUUCUGGUUUACAUGUCAUUCAUCGUCGUGGUCAUAAUAAUGCAAAUAUGUGAGACCAAAGAGGAACAUCUGAAAACUAGGAUCCCAAGUGUACCUGAUCCAGACGUCCUGCAUACUUACUUGGCGAACAGAGACACAAGCACCAUUCCCAAGAUUCCCGCUAAAAGCCGACCUUUUGGCUUGCGUGCCAAACUAGAUAUUGCCGUCAUAACGGAAAUAGAAAGAUCGAAACUACGAGGCAAUCUCGUCCAGUUAAGCCCGGAAAUUAGCGACUACGUUUCUGACCGACCAAUAGGUCUUUUCACAGAAUUUUUGUACGAUAUCAAUCCGAUCAGCAAAGAAGAUUGGAAGAAAUCGAGUAGAUUGCUUAAGAUCAUUUUGAUUAUACGUUCGCCCGUCAUGUUGUUAUUGCAAAUCUUUAUACCAGUUGUAAAUCCUACUGUUGAGAAAAGAGGCUGGUCAAAGCUAUUGAAUUGCUUUCAGUUGUGUGUAACACCUACAAUAAUAUUAUUUUUAUUAGAUGUUUGGCAAACGACUUUUGGCAAUGUGCCGAUAGUGCUGAUAUUCCUCGUUGUCGGCACCGUAAUUGGUGUAAUUGUGUUUCUAACGACUCACGUGAACCGUGUACCAAAAUUUCAUAAUAUCUUUGCAUUUUUGGGAUUUUUCGCUGCUAUGUUGACGGUUUAUUUAGUGGCCGGAGAGAUCAUGGCGGUACUCCAAUGCAUAGGAUACGCAUGUAGCAUAUCUGACGCCAUGCUGGGUAUCACUUUUCUUGCAUGGGGAAACAGUAUCGGGGAUCUGAUAUCGAAUGUCGCUAUCGCCAGACGAGGAUUUCCUCGUAUGGGAUAUGCAGCUUGCUUUGGCGGACCGAUGUUUAACACUCUGCUGGGACUAGGGCUGACUUAUGGUAUUGCCAGCGCUGCCGAUCCUGAACAACACACGAAGAUCAGGAUCAGUGAUAUGGCACCCGGUUGCCUAGCUUUCCUCCUGUGUUCACUAGUGGCUACCAUCAUUUAUCUCAACAUUACAGGAACUAUCGCACGCCGUUCAUAUGGCGGCCUUUUAUAUUCCAUCUACUUUGCUUUUAUUCUUAUACAAUUUUUAAGUGAAUUGCACGUUAUACAUCCGCUUGGCACCGAUUUCAGACCCGACGUGUAA